Mugil cephalus (flathead mullet) is the source of this 3812-nucleotide messenger RNA. It is a transcript of the gene hmx3b, whose product is annotated as H6 family homeobox 3b. Gene Ontology annotation, molecular function: RNA polymerase II transcription regulatory region sequence-specific DNA binding; DNA-binding transcription factor activity, RNA polymerase II-specific. Gene Ontology annotation, cellular component: nucleus. Lineage: Eukaryota; Metazoa; Chordata; Actinopteri; Mugiliformes; Mugilidae. Gene Ontology annotation, biological process: regulation of transcription by RNA polymerase II. Bases 2233 to 3099 code for a protein of 288 amino acids. The record is from RefSeq and is a predicted model, not a curated record. The transcript is spliced from 2 exons.
CUAAUGAUAUUUUAUAUUGAUUUAAUUAUGCCGGUGCUUCAGAUGGAAAGAGCCCGCCGUGCGUAAUUGACUCGCAGAUGAUUUUGCAGUUUAGACUGAUUACGUUUCACACAGAUGAGCUGCGUCCCGGCUACACAGACCCAGACCCAGAAAGAAUGACAUGUUUCUUGCAGGGCACUCGACAUUGAUUCAUGCUUUAUAGAGAUUGGGAGUAAAAAAAAAAAAAAAAAAAAAAAAAUGCAAUGCUAGAGAUUUGCAGGCCUGAUUUAAAUUAUUAAGGAGUCCAGAUUCCCAUUGCCAGACAAAUAAAUACAUUUAUUGAUUACACCACUCACUAGAUUAUUUUUUAAAAAAAACUAAACUAAAUAUUAUGUCAUAUAUGUCAUAGCAGAGAAUUGCUUGUGACCAUAAGAUUUAACUUUAAAUGGCUUAAAUACAUAAUAUUUAGGGACACCUGUUGACACCCGUCCACAUUUUAAACAAGUGAAAAUUCACAAAAUAAAUUUAAUUUUACUGAAUUAGAGAAGAAUUACUAAUUGUCUCUCCACCUCCAUCUUAUCCUGUAAAGAAAAACUCCACUGAGCUGUAAACAUUUCACUGGAUUUAGUUCAUCUCACAAGAUGGAAAUUAAUUUCAGACACACACAGAAUAAAAUACACUGAUACAAACGCCUCCAAGGUUUUCCCUGAAGCAUCUGAACGCGUCAGUCACUGAAUGCCCUUUCUUUUCCACUCUGACUCGUGAAGGGCCCCCGGUUUAAUGAACAUAAUCUGGUGGAAGCGCGCAGCCAUCCGCUUCUCACUUUGCCUUGGCAAAUGCAGCUCAGCUAUAGCCUCUUUCUCCGCCCCCAUCUUUAACACGGCUAUGAGACCUCUAAUUAUGCAAGGAUUCAAGUAGCUUUUCACAAAACACAGUGUUGUCCUCCAGAGCUGGAGAGUGCUCCAUGAGCUAAAAGGACAGGCUGCUUAUUUGUAGGUUGAGCAAAUUCAAUUUGUUUGAUUAGUUCUCUGCGUCUGCUUCAGGUUUGGUUUAAAUGCUGAAUCUUAAAUGCUUUCCGCUAUGUGGUUUUUGCAGGGACUCACAGCAUCUAGUGUCUAUCCAAUUGGUGUAACUAUUGAGGUCUUUAUCUUUUUAUUAUUAUUAUUUCUGGCACAGUUAAAGGCUUAAAUUCAUGUCCACAUGUUCUUUGUAAGGAUUUUAUUUUUUUUAUUUUUUUUAAAAGAUAUUUUAUACCAAUUAUCACCUAAUCUGGGCACACUGGUUUACGUUUAGGCCUGUGUCUACAUACUAAUAUAAUCUGAUUCAUACAACCUCUAGUGCUGUGACAGAAAUAGGGCUGUUGUCAUCCUCGUGCAUUAGAUCACCUGCUGCUCUGGUGGGUUUGCAGGUUUUGUAUAAAGCUGACGUGAAAAGACUUUAUCACGAUGGCAAGCAUUCAAUUUGAUGUUGGCCUGCUGUAGCGCUUCCUGACUAAUAAAAUUACGCAGAAGUCAAUGAGCUCCGGUCCAGGUGAAAUGCACAGCGCGGAUGAAAGAGAAUCUAUCUGAACCCUGUAAGCUUCGACGAAACCUGAGGGAAAAAACAUUCAAUCAAUAAAUGCUACAUUGUUUUCUAUGGAAUAUUAAUAUUUUUAGUUGCGGUUGUUGUUGUUUUUAGUUCAUAUGGCUCACAUCUGUGCGUAAAAUGCAUGCGUAAUUUGCGUAAUCACCCCAAUUUCAUUAUGCCCGUGUUUAUGUGUGAUAAUCUGUGGACCAUUUAUUCAAUUUACUGACAGGUGAUUGUGGCUCGUGCACGCCUCCCCCAAAACCCGGAGACAUUUUCCUCUUUAAUCUAAUUGGAUGAUAAGUGGGUGCGCACUGCACGAGCCCGGAGCCAAAACGCCUGCGCGGCCUUUUUCUUUGGAGUCUAUUCUCGCCACAGCCCCCUCGCGGUUUCAUCUCAAAUCCUAUUUGCUAUUGUACCUGCCCAAUAGCAGGGACCGAGCGCGUUUUAACUCGGAUGGCAUUUUUAUUUCAUCAUUACAAUCCGGCGCAAGUUGGACGCGGUGAUCUCUGCGCUCUCGUGCCGAUCACCCCUCUGGAGGAGCUGGACGCAGCGUUGAGCGUCUUUUUGUGUUUCUUCUUCUCUCUGACUCGCGUUAUUUUGACACCAAAACCAGAAGAUCCUUUUGAGGUGUUUUUACUUUGAUACACAUAGUUUUUGAUGGUGAUCCAUAUCGGACAGUAAGCGGUGAUGGCAGACUCUGACACGCAAGAGACGCGCCAGCCGGCAAAGGAUUCACCUUUUUCCAUAAAGAACCUGCUGAACAUUGAAGACAAACCAGCGAAGCCGAAAAGCAUCCUCGGCUCGUCUAAAGGAGUUUUUGAAGGUAGCUUCUUUUCACGGCUCGGUGAAUUGGCUCUCCCUCGGGUUGAGUUGCCCACACAGAGAAUUGGAUUAUCUGCGCAGUAUCUUGAAAGAGCAUCUACCUGGUGGUAUCCAUAUACGCUUGGGACGCAUUUCAGGACUGGAGGAUCUGAAAAGAUCAGCCUGAGGGAAGCAUCACCGGCACCGCGCUCCCCGGAUCUCCAAAAAAGUGAGCACGAUGCCAAAGAGGAAAGCGCAGACGAAGACAUCGCGCUGGACGAAAGCGACGCGGAAGAGCCAAAGAAAGAAACGGACCAGGAUGACGACUGGAGGAGAAAAACCGACGAGCUGGACUCCGAUAAGAAGCCCUGCCGGAAGAAAAAGACGCGCACGGUGUUUUCCAGGAGCCAGGUCUUCCAGCUGGAGUCCACUUUCGACAUCAAGCGCUACCUGAGCAGCUCGGAGAGGGCAGGCCUGGCCGCGUCCCUGCACCUGACCGAGACGCAGGUGAAGAUCUGGUUUCAGAACAGGCGGAAUAAGUGGAAGAGGCAGCUGGCCGCGGAGCUGGAGGCGGCCAACCUGAGCCAUGCGGCGGCGCAGAGGAUUGUGCGGGUUCCCAUUCUUUACCACGAGAACGGAGCUCCAGAAACGAGCGGGGGCCCCGCUACAAACUCACCGGGAAGCCAGUCACUGCUCACUUUUCCCCACCACAUGUACUAUUCCCACCCAGUCCCACUGCUGAGGCCUGUUUAACACUGACUGUGUCAUAAUAUACACUGUACAUAUGUUUUUAAACCAGAGUGAUUGACUGAGAAAAUAAAAUACAAUUUUGUAUAUUUUGUAGAUUAAAGGGACACUACUAUUAUUAUUAUUAUUAUUAUUAUUAUUAUUAUUAUUAUUAUUAUUAUUAUAUGUAACCAUCCUUUAUUGCUGAAUUUCCCUUGAGCAGAGUCCCUUUUGCUCAGUUGCUCACAUGGGAGGAACGAUUAUUGCAUUGAUAUUAUUAUUAUAAGUAUGAUACUGGUGAAUCAUAUAUUUUAAUGUAUUAUUUUCAGAAAAAUAGGCGUUUUGAACAGGGUUGUCGUCUAUAUGUAUUUUACGAAUAUUUGUGUCAGUGUUUGUAGCUUAAAAUGUGAAACUGAAUAUUUUGAUAUUUUCCAAUAUCGUGCAAUACCGCUGGCUUCACAUCAGGCUGCCAGGAUUUGUCACCUAUAGCUAUAAAGAAUUAUCUUUGUUAUAGUGAGGACAAUCACGUGGUCCCUAAAAAAAAAAAAAAAUAUCCGGAAAACUACAGGUGAUGCUGGCAAUUUUAUUUUAUGAUGCAGUACUUGGUUGACAGUCAUUUUAAAGCCAUGAAAGAGCCAAAAUUUUUAGCUUCUGUUUUUGUGUUCGGUUUUCUUCUGUUGUUGUAAAUGAAAUUCUGUAUAUUAUAUGGUCUUACGCUCAGUAAAGGUUCGUUCCAAAAA